CCUUACAGGGGAAAGAGGCUGCAGCCCUCCUGCUGGAUGUCCUGCCGAGCCGUGGAAAACCCCAGAAAGUCUCGGUGCCAGAUGAAGUUUCACGGAUUUCUCCGUCAGAUGCCCGUGGGGUUGGACACUCGCUAGCAGAGAGCUGAAGCCCCCAGCCUGUGCCCAGGAGAGCAGGAUGCGGGUCACCACGCGCCGGGUGCUGCUGCUGGUGGGCUCGGUGGCGGCCCUGAUGGUGACCCUGCACCUGGGGCAGCAGGUGCUGGAGUGCCAGCAGGUGCUGAGCGAGAGGAGGCACAGGCUGAUGAGACCCGAGAACGAGGAGCUGGUGAUGGUGGACGCCAACCACGUGGAGUACCGCUACAGCAAGGACAUGCCGCUGAUCUUCAUCGGCGGCGUGCCCCGCAGCGGCACCACGCUGAUGAGGGCCAUGCUGGACGCCCACCCCGAGGUGCGCUGCGGCGAGGAGACCCGCAUCAUCCCCCGCGUGCUGGCCAUGCGCCAGGCCUGGUCCAAGUCCGGCCGCGAGAAGAUGCGCCUGGACGAGGCAGGCGUGACGGACCAGGUGCUGGACGCGGCCAUGCAGGCCUUCAUCCUGGAGGUGAUCGCCAAGCACGGCGAGCCCGCCAGGUACCUGUGCAACAAGGACCCCUUCACGCUGAAAUCCUCCGUCUACCUGUCGCGGCUGUUCCCCAACUCCAAGUUCCUGCUGAUGGUGCGGGACGGGCGCGCCUCGGUGCACUCCAUGAUCACGCGCAAGGUAACCAUCGCCGGCUUCGACCUGAGCAGCUACCGGGACUGCCUGACCAAGUGGAACAAGGCCAUCGAGGUGAUGUACUCCCAGUGCCUGGAGAUCGGCCGCGCCCGCUGCCUGCCCGUCUACUACGAGCAGCUGGUGCUGCACCCCGAGCAGUCCAUGCACAACAUCAUGAGGUUCCUGGACAUCUCCUGGAGCGACACGGUGCUGCACCACGAGGAGCUCAUCGGCAAGCCCGGCGGGGUGUCCCUUUCCAAGAUAGAAAGGUCGACAGACCAGGUGAUCAAGCCGGUGAACAUGGAGGCGCUAUCCAAGUGGAUCGGGCACAUCCCGGGGGAUGUGCUGCAGGACAUGGCCCACAUCGCCCCCAUGCUGGCCAGGCUGGGCUACGACCCCUACGCCAACCCCCCCAACUACGGCCACCCCGACCCCCUGGUCGUCAACAACACGCACAGAGUUCUAAAGGGGGAUUAUAAAACUCCAGCCAAUCUCAAAGGUCACCUGCAGGUGACUCAGAACACGUCAUCUUCUCACUAAGAAAAUUAAUGAUUUCCAGAACGCUGCCAAUGGCCUGUUGUUGCCCGAGAAGGAAGAGUGUGCAGUGGGCCCGUGGAAAUCGGUUCUCCAAGCAUAUUGCUUGCUCCUACUGUUGCCAAAUGACUGCGCUCCAGGAAUGUAUUUGCAUUUAUUUGCAAAGGCCAAACGUGCUCCACGGCGGGAACGUGCCCGGCCUCUCCCGGCGCUGCGUGGGGAAUGCAGCUGUGGAAAUCCGGACUGGGGGGGGGCGGGAGGAGAUUCCCUGUGGGGCUGGAGGGCUGCGUGCAUCGCGUUUGUGUCUCGUGAUCUGUCCCCCGUUCCCGCUGUGGGGAACAGCCCUCCCAUCCCUGCUGUUCCGUGUGCCUGGGAUCGGGAAGAGCCGCCCUGCUCCUGCUGUUCC
Ficedula albicollis (Collared flycatcher) is the source of this 1691-nucleotide messenger RNA. RefSeq names its product tyrosylprotein sulfotransferase 2 (gene TPST2). NCBI's taxonomy places the organism in Eukaryota, Metazoa, Chordata, Aves, Passeriformes, Muscicapidae. Gene Ontology annotation, biological process: peptidyl-tyrosine sulfation. The transcript is spliced from 7 exons. The record is from RefSeq and is a predicted model, not a curated record. Gene Ontology annotation, cellular component: Golgi apparatus. Bases 176 to 1291 code for a protein of 371 amino acids. Gene Ontology annotation, molecular function: protein-tyrosine sulfotransferase activity.